ACGGAGACCCCGCAGAGACACCUGCCCAGUUGCGACAAGCGAGAAGUAGACCGAGAGAAAUAAAAAAGGGUAAAAAGUAUGCUGACGAAAUAAAACACAGAGACGACCGAGAGAAAAAAAAAGGUAGUAAACCUAUAACCCAAGGCAAUGGUGUUGGUGAAACCCCAGGCGAUGUCAUGUGA
Molecule: messenger RNA, 182 nt
Organism: Funneliformis geosporum
Lineage: Eukaryota; Fungi; Glomeromycota; Glomeromycetes; Glomerales; Glomeraceae
Source: the annotation of a GenBank genome assembly